This is a messenger RNA of Mesorhabditis spiculigera, 741 nucleotides long. The record is from the annotation of a GenBank genome assembly. Lineage: Eukaryota; Metazoa; Nematoda; Chromadorea; Rhabditida; Rhabditidae.
AUGGCGAAAUUCAAGGCGCUUCUGCUCGACAUUGAGGGCACGAUCACGUCGAUAUCUUUUGUUAAGGACGAGCUCUUCCCGUACGCCUACAAAAAUGUGGAAAAUUUUUUGACACAGCACUUUGAUGAGCAGCCGGUCCAGGAUUGCAUCCGGGAAAUGGUUACGGUGUCUAAAGAGCUAUCAGCCGCGGAUUCGGAAGUGAAAGAAGUGCGACAAAAUUCGCAAGCGGAGACGGUAGCAGAUCUCGUGCACAACGUGCGCCACUGGAUUGACGUCGACAAAAAGGUGACCCCGAUGAAAACGUUGCAAGGCCUCAUCUGGGAGGACGCCUACAAAAGUGGUGCCGUCAAGGGCCAUCUCUACCCAGAUGUCGUACCAGUUUUGGAGGAAGUGCAGAAAUCUGGCCGAAGGAUCUACAUCUACUCUUCCGGCUCGGUCCACGCCCAAAAGCUGCUCUUCCAGAAUUCCGUCAACGGCGAUAUAACAAAGCUUCUCUCCGGAUAUUUCGACACGCACGUCGGGUUGAAGGGAGAAGCCACCAGUUAUCAGAAGAUUUCGGAAGAAAUCGGGACCCCAGCUGCGGAUAUUUUGUUCCUGACGGAUGUGGAAGCAGAAGCUCAAGCCGCCCGCUCGGCCGGCUGCCAGACGCGACUGGUCGUACGGCCCGGAAACGCCCAACUUUCCGAGGAAGCCAGGAAAAAUUACGACGUUAUAAAGAGUCUAGACGAGAUUCGGACCCUU